CGGCCGUGCAUUACGCGAGGCCGUGCAUUACGCGAGGCUGUGCAUUACGCGAUUAGUCACGGUAUAUGAUUCGCCGUGCACCUCCAGCCUCGAUAUCGAUCCAAGGGUCCUACUCCCUCCUGCUCCUUUUUUAAGUAGCUACUGGUGGCCACCAUAGACUUCAUCCACAUGGCAAGGACCGUCCAGGGUGCCAGAAUCCAGCCGUCUGCUACCGGCAAACGGCCCAUCCCGAUUCCACGACGGUUUUGUGCGGAUCUAUACGCCGUUUACGGCGCAAUUCUUGAUGAUGAGUCCAUCAUCUUGGUGCCACAUGAGUAUGCCCAUGACCAAGAAUAUGCGGACGAUCCAGACGGCGACGACGCCGGAUGGCGACGCGAGCACUAUAACGCACACCGUUGUCAGCAAGCCACUGUGGUCUACGAGCGCCUCGGGCAAAACCACCCCAACUUGUUAUCAUUCCUGCGACGAGACCCAUGGACAGCAUUUCCCAUCCUAGCAACUCCCUCAGGGCAACCCUUACCUCAUUUCCUCCAUGAGCGCAAAGCGGCACUGUACACUGCACCUCUGGACACGCCAUCCGCCCGCAUUCUACCCGCCCAUCGGCCAAUGAUGUACGAGUGGGCUUUGAACCUCAUAUCCGCCCUUGCCUUCAUUCAUUCGCACGACAUCGUCUUCGGCCUCCUCACACAGCAGAAUUGCUGGGUGUCUACGGAGCAGCGUAUAUCGGAGGACUACUCGCGCCAUUCCGGUCGUCCCCGUCUCUUCCUUUUCGGCUUCGUGGACGCCGGGUUUGACAGAUACCCAGGGAGUUGGGUGAAUUCUCCAUAUUGCUACCAUGAUGACCGCGAAGAAGAACCCACCCAGCAAACGGACCUGUAUCUUUACGGAUGCUUGUUGUAUGAGUUCAUGGUGGGGGUUGCCCACGACACGCCUCUUCAAUGGGACAUCGGUGACAGGGUUAAGGCCCGACAGUGGCCGAGUUUGGAAACGGAGUAUAUGGGGGAUAUUGUAAGGAAGUGCUGGACGGGGGAGGUUGGGAGUGCGGAGGAGGUUAAGCUGGAAGUGGAGAUGUUUGUGAGGAUGUAUGGGGAACGAGAGUGGUAGGAAUGAGGAUAAUGAAGGUGGCAUGGUGUUGUGGGAUUCAGCACUAGGCUCCUUUAUCGCCUGGACUGAUAGCGGGCCCAUUGACGCCGUUCAAGGAAGGAAAGGAGAAUAACGAGCAACGCAAGAUCCUUCCGAAAACGCCGCCCAACCGGAGACAAUGUUGUCGCUCUGGCUCGUGACCGAGACGCGCCAGUCGUCAUCCUGAUCCUGAGGCUCGAAUCCGGCUUUGAGCUUCUCUCAGUCGGCAUCGCUAAUGCUCAGACCCCACGGUGCUGUAGCAGGCUCCUGCAUAGCGGGUACGUGAUCUGUGAUUUGUUCGAUGCGUGAGCGUACAGGUGCUGCUGUUCUGAAGGUGAUACGGACCUCAAAGUGCUGUACAUGUAGGAACAGGUUCAGCUUGGAAAUCAUUGACAGGAGUAGGUAGAAAACGGUGUAUGCAAAGUAUAGCUGCACAUCCCCGUUUCCCUAGC
Westerdykella ornata is the source of this 1574-nucleotide messenger RNA. RefSeq lists its product as uncharacterized. The transcript has 2 exons. The record is from RefSeq and is a predicted model, not a curated record. NCBI's taxonomy places the organism in Eukaryota, Fungi, Ascomycota, Dothideomycetes, Pleosporales, Sporormiaceae. The coding region runs from base 169 to 1104 and encodes 311 amino acids.